GGGACGCGACAGUCAGGGAUCAGUGUUAGUUCCACCAUGACGGGCCGUGAAAUCUAUCUCUCCGGUGCACAAGCCAGAACAGCGUAUGAAACACGCAACGGUGUCCCUCUCACCCUCCACACCACACUACGCCCACCACCUCACCACCGCCGACAACACAAUCAAACAAACCAAAUAUGUCCGACGGCGUCCCCCGCAACCGCAAACCGCCUCUCCCACCCGCCUCCCCAGGGUCUAAAAAGUCCUCCAAGAAAAGUGCCGACGACGACGACGAGUCCCUGCCACGAACCAUCAGCUUCGUCGACCUCCUGCGCGUGCUCUCGGGGCUCCUCGUCCUCAGCUGCGUCUUCAGCUGGCUAAUAACCGAUGGCUCCUCACUGACGUGGAACUACCGGCCCCGCAUCAGCCGCUGGCGCACUCUGAAAUCCAUCUUCCAACCCUCCGUUCUCCUGACCGAGCACGAGCUGAGUGCGUACACGGGCGCGGACGCCGGGCAGCCAAUCUACGUCGCCGUCAACGGCUCCGUCUUCGACGUCUCCGCGAACCCCGGCAUGUACGGCCCCGGCGGCGGGUACAGCUUCUUCGCGGGGCGGGACGCGGCGCGCGCGUUCGUGUCUGGGUGCUUCGAUACGGAUCUGACGCACGACCUGCGCGGGCUCGAGGAGAUGUAUAUCACCGGCACGGCUCGUGUGGAGGAUGAUGCCGAGGCGGCGGAGAUCGAGACGCUGGUCACCGAGGGGAGGCAGGAGACCCAGGGCCGCGUUAGGUGGUUGAGAAAGAGGCGCGAGAAGAGGCGCCAGGAGGCGCUGCUGAAGGUCAAGAAGCAGAUUGAUCAUUGGGAUAAUUUCUUUAGGUUCCAUGAUAAGUACUUUUAUGUCGGCCAGGUGUUGCAUGAGAGUUUAGAGGACAUGCCGGUGAGGGAGCUCUGCAAGAAGCAGGGGAAGGGGAAGAGGGGUGGCAAGGCGGGCAAAGCGCCUUCGGGUGGGAGUAGGUAGGCGUGGUAGAGUGUACGAUGUUGUAUGCGUCUGUCUCUUUGUCUCUCUGUCUAUUUAUAAGUGCAAGUGGGAAGAUAGUUUUGUUUAUUUACUACGUACGUCAGUGGACUCAAGCGGGCAUUGAGUGGAAGUGUAUCAAGAACCGUGCUGAGAUAUUCGUAUUCAUGUCUACUCAGCAGGCGCACGGUAGGAUACCGUAUCUAAAACCAACGCAGCACUUGAGGUAUGACAGCGAGCAUCGAGUCUAUCGAGAGAUUGCGCAGAUAUAAGGACGAAUGAAUGAUAGUAGAGC
Messenger RNA from Tricharina praecox, 1287 nucleotides. RefSeq lists its product as uncharacterized. The transcript is spliced from 2 exons. Gene Ontology annotation, cellular component: membrane; endomembrane system. NCBI's taxonomy places the organism in Eukaryota, Fungi, Ascomycota, Pezizomycetes, Pezizales, Pyronemataceae. The record is from RefSeq and is a predicted model, not a curated record. The coding region runs from base 177 to 995 and encodes 272 amino acids.